UGAAGUGAAUAUUGACUGACAACAUUCCUUAUACAGAAAGUUAUGAUCGCUUCAUGAUGGUAUGGAUGAUAGUUGCUGGAAUUGUGCGGAAAGAUGAUUGACCCACGUGGACAUUGGUCAUCUGAGAGCCUGAGGUCCUUUGUAUGUUCUGACAAGGACUUCUUUCAUUGCUUCACACCAUUGUCCUUCUCCAUCAGUCAUGAGUUCCUCCAAGUUGACCGAUUUACUUUGUAAGGGCCAACAUGAUAUCGAUCCAAAUGAGAAUCACAAAACUUCGACAGGAAGUAGUGAAAAUAGUAGUCGGAAGGGUCUAGCAUCGUUUAUGGUAUCUGUUACGGUGAUGCGAAGACGAAGAACAUCUCCACAAGUUUUACUUAAGGCUAGCAUUACAACGGUUUUGGUGGUGACUAUCGGAUUCAUAGUAUUGUAUACUAUUCUGUUGAAGUAUUUCUCCAACACUGUGCCUUAUGUACCUGAGGAAUGGGAGCGGAUACGCAGUCAGUUCCACACUCAUCACAGGCCAAAACUUAUACCCAGGCCCAUGGACCUAGACCCAAGUGACUAUGUGACUUCAGAAAUAAAAUAUAGACCUCCAAAAUGGAAUAUAUCAAAUUAUGAUUUUAAUAAUAAUUUAGACAAUACCAAGUUAUGUAGACAGAAAUUUCAGUAUUUAGUGAUCAUAGUGUCAACUAGGACAGAGUUUGAACGUCGAAUUGCAAUAAGAAACUCCUGGUGCCGACCUCAGAGAUACAAUCUGCCUUCGGAUGCCUGGGGAUGUGUCUUUCUUUUAGGAGUUGGUUCACAACAGGAACCGAACAGAGAAACAGUGGAUCAACGAAUAGAUCUGGAAAUUAAAACCUACAAUGAUAUUCUCAAAGGCAGCUACAUUGAUUCUUACAGGAAUCUCACCUAUAAGGUACUACAUGGACUUCAUUGGGCCAGCAGGUCAUGUCCUACAGAGUUCGUGCUGAAGACAGAUGACGAUUGUUUCGUCAAUACUCACCUGUUACAUAUACUCAUACUGCAUCAUAGAGAUGCUAUGAACCUGUACAUAGGUAGUGUAUCUAGUAAACAACAUGAGGUGCUGAGAGACCCAAACAGUGUGUGGUAUGUGUCGGAAGAGUUGUAUGCUGAAAAUUUUUAUCCUAGGUACGCCAGCGGGGCUGGCUAUCUGUUGUCCUCUGAUGUAGUGACUAGACUUAUAGACGUGAGCCGAUAUAGAAUACCCAUUCCUAAUGAGGAUGCCUACAUAGGAAUCCUUGCACAAGACAUUGAUGUGAAGCCUUUACAAAGCGGCCGGUUCACGCUGAUGAGCAUAGGCUGGACGCUGUGUAAUUACCUCUACCUAGUGGUGAUCCAUAAGGUGCUGCCCGACCAACAGGAGGACAUGCUUAACAACACCAUAAGAGCCAGAACCAGUCAUUUGUGUACACCCACACCUAAUGAGCAGCGACUCACCUGGAACUAGACCAUACACUGGUUUGACUGGGCAGAAAUGGUAUUAAUUGUGAUCGUGGACUAAAUGCAGCCUCCAAAAACACUUCAAAUGUUGUGUAUAUAUAAUUACACCCAGAACUGAUGGAUGACUCUCAGUUAUAUAGAGAUCAUAAUCACCUUCAGACCUCAGGAUGGAUUUGGCAGAACUUUCCUGUACAUUAGGACCAGACAGCAUAGUUGUAGAUUUGUA
Ylistrum balloti is the source of this 1687-nucleotide messenger RNA. RefSeq names its product beta-1,3-galactosyltransferase 1-like. The transcript is spliced from 2 exons. Gene Ontology annotation, molecular function: N-acetyl-beta-D-glucosaminide beta-(1,3)-galactosyltransferase activity. The record is from RefSeq and is a predicted model, not a curated record. Gene Ontology annotation, cellular component: membrane. Bases 200 to 1468 code for a protein of 422 amino acids. Lineage: Eukaryota; Metazoa; Mollusca; Bivalvia; Pectinida; Pectinidae.